Messenger RNA from Phaedon cochleariae (mustard beetle), 1779 nucleotides. Lineage: Eukaryota; Metazoa; Arthropoda; Insecta; Coleoptera; Chrysomelidae. The record is from the annotation of a GenBank genome assembly.
AUGCACUUAACUCUUGGUCAAGAAGACACCGAAACAGUCGAACUGCCAGAAAAACUACCCUCUCCCCUACCCUCACCCUUGGACGAUUGCGAUCCGGAGAUGGUGGGUUUCGAGCUGGUCACCGGAAACGUUUUUUCCGCUCCGGGUAGCGUGCUGGACUCCAUUCCGGGCACGCUGAUGCUGACGGAUUGCUUGGAGACCUGUCAAGGCAACGAGUCUUGUCAGUCUGUCAACUACGAGACAGGAUUGUGCGUUUUGUUCAGCUCCAAUGCUGAUGCUUUGCCAGGUGCUCUGACCAAAUCCCAGUUCCCCGUCUUCACAAUCUAUGCGCAGAAAAGCUGCCUGGGGGUGAAACCUUGCGAGAGAGCCUGAUCUGCCAACUUCAACAACUCCACUGGUACUUGUGAACUCUCCAACAUGGACAGAAUAACUUUGGCAGGCAGCAACGCUUUCCAAGCUGCUAAUGGCUACGACUACAUCGAAAACAAUUGCAUCGAAGAGCCUACUAAGCUGUGCGAAUUCAAGAAACUCAACGGCAGGAUACUGAAAACGGUGGACUCGGUAUAUCAGGAUGUGGGGUCGGUGGACGAAUGUCGCGAAUUGUGCCUCAAUUCCCCCUACAGAUGUCACUCUUAUGACUACGGUGAUACAGGCGAGAUGGUUUGCAGACUCAGUCAUCACUCUAGAGCCACAUUAUCUGACAUUCAGGAACCCUACUUGGAGGUACCCGAAGCAUCUACUUACGAGCUCAGUUCUUGCUACAACGUCAGCAUCGAAUGCAGAUCAGGAGACAUGAUUGCCCGUAUCCAAACCAGCAAAUUAUUCGACGGCAAAAUUUAUGCCAAGGGCAGUCCGAAUUCGUGUGUCAGAGACCAUCACGACAAAAUAGUGACGAGCAGUGAUUUGGGAUUGGCUGUCACCUGUCAAUACGAUCUGACGAACAAAAGUGUGACUAAUGAGGUCGAUUUGGGGGUACACGGUGAUAUAAUGCCAGCAAUCUCUGAGGAAGUGACGGUUGACUCUCCGAAUGUCGCGAUGAAAAUCACAAAUAGAAAUGGAGAAGAUAUCAUGCAGUCUGCGGAAGUAGGAGAUCCUCUGGCUCUCAAAUUUGAAAUUAUGGACAAGAGCAGUCCCUACGAAAUUUUCGUGAGGGAAUUGGUGGCAAUGGACGGUGUGGAUUCCAGCGAAAUUGUACUCAUCGAUUCUGAUGGGUGUCCCACUGACCAUUUCAUCAUGGGACCCAUUUACAAGUCUGCCAACAUUGGGAAGGUCCUCUUAUCUCACUUCGACGCCUUCAAAUUCCCCUCGUCCGAAGUGGUCCAAUUCCGCGCCCUAGUCACACCCUGUAUGCCCCACUGCGAACCAGUCCAAUGCGACGAAGAAGAAUCCACAGGUGACCUGCGCAGCGUCAUCUCUUUCGGUAAGCGCAGACGCAGACGCUCGACCAAUCCCAACGAAGACCUGUUGCUCGUCCAGUCCAUCCAAAUCACCGACAAGUUCGGUUUCAACGGGGAAAACAACAGAACGGAAAGCGAAGCGGUGUUUAUUCCCGCCAACGCACCUUGCGUGAAUGUCGCAGGUUUGGUGGUUGCAGCUGCGGUUUUCUUGUCUGCGCAGCUGGUGGUGAUUGCUGCGUGGACUUUCAUUUGGCAGAGGAGGAGAUUGGGGGGGAAGAUUGAAGAUGGUGUUUCUGUGGCGCAAUCUUUGGGGCACGGACGCACUGACAGUCUGUGUAAGUUGUACGAAGGAAGCGGCUUUUCGCAUCAUAGGCGAUUUUAG